GCGGGCGGGCCGUCCCUCCCCGGGCUCCUAGGGGACCCUCCAGCUGGAGGGGCGGUGACCGUGACUGUCGAGGGCUCGCCCCAGGUGGCUAGGGUUGGGGGUCAGAGGUCCUGCCUUGUGGAGUGUUAGGGCCCUGCCCGUGGAACCCUAGGGCCGGGCCGCGCCCCGUUUUCCUGUCAGCUCCUUUAGAGGCGCCCCAUCCUUUCGCAUUAGGGACUCGGAGGGAAGCGGGCCUGAGAGCGGCUGCUGCCCCCGAGCUCGGACGCGAAGGCCGGCCCCGUCCCCGGGAUGCCGCCGAGGUCCUGCAGUUGACCCGCAGCCCCUGGAGAACGGCCGGCCGCCUCCCUCCUCCGGGCGGGCUCAGGAGUGCGCGGGGCGGGGUGUGGCCCGGUGGCCCCCGAGGGCGCGGGCGUGAACAUGAGGCACAAGGAAGUGUCAGCCAAGACCUUCCAAGGCCCAGCUGUUGUCUGUCGGACUCCGACCAGCCACGUAUACAUGUUUAAGAAUGGGGACUCAGGGGACUCCUCUGAGGAAGAGUCACACUGUACGGUUCUGCGGCCCCGGGGCAAGGAGCGCCAGAAGAGCGGUGUCUACCAUCCUCAUCAGGCAGGCGCAGGCGACGUAGUCCUGCUGCAGCGGGAGCUGGCCCAGGAGGACAGCCUCAACAAGCUGGCUCUGCAGUACGGCUGCAAAGUGGCAGAUAUCAAGAAAGCCAACAACUUCAUCAGAGAACAAGACUUAUAUGCUUUGAAAUCUAUUAAAAUUCCAGUGAAAAACCAUGGGAUCCUAACAGAGACCCACAAAGAACUAAAACCCCUUCUGAGCCCAUCUUCCGAGACCAGAGUGACAGUGGAACUGCCAGACGCAGACAGAGCAGCCACAGGCACUGAUGCCCAGGCCAGCCAACUGACAGAUUUCUUUAAGGGGAUUGACCAGAAUAUUGAGCGUGCAGUGCAGUCAGAAAUCUUUUUACAUGAAAGUUACUGCAAAGAUGCCUCCCAUCAGCCACUGCUCCCAGCUCCUCCGAAGACGCCAAUGAAUGGUGCAGAUUGUGGCAUUCAGUGGUGGAAUGCUGUUUUCAUUAUGCUUCUAAUUGGGAUUGUCUUGCCUGUCUUUUAUUUGGUCUAUUUUACAAUACAAGCUAGUGGUGAGACCCUUAAUAGUUUGAACACAACUGUUGUCCCCAAUGGCUCGAUGGCAGUGGGUACCGUUCCAGGGCAAGCCCCCAGACUAGCAGUUCCAGUGCCAACCAUCACGUCUGCAGCCAGCCGGUUCAGUCAGACCACCCAGGCCGGGAACUGAGCUUUGCUGAAGAAUCGGCCCAGCUUUAGUAGUUGGCUGUUGCUGUGUAUCCGCUGUCAUUGGCGAUAUCCUAGGGGUGCUGCGUUUUGUUUCCUGGCAAGGAUGGACACUUUUCAGAAGUCAUUCAGUAUUCCCGAUUGCACUGGCCCUGCGAAUGGCCUUGCCCAGUCUAAGCCUGCAGGAUCUAAAACAGCAGCGACCUCAGCCUUUAUCCAGAGAGGUGCCGCAAGAGAGCAAUUUCCAUGCGACAGAUGGCCAUUUCUUGAAGACAUUUAGUGGACUGGCCAUGUGUUCAUAGCACUGUGUGGACCCCCAAGUUGGACAUGCUUGGAGGGAGAGAAGUGGCCUCCGUCAAGGGACCUGCAGUGUGAGAGCACAGGUCACCUGGCUGUCGCAGUGUCCUCACUUGCUGUGGAGUGGGGAUUGGCUCUGAGGAGGAGUGUUCUCUGUCUCCCUGGCAAAGGUGCUAUGGAAUACUCCUGGCAUGUCACCUUCUUUUUAGAGAGUGACAGUUACAGUUGUAACAAACCUACUUCAUAUUGGCCUGCUCAGUUAGCCUUUUUGAGGCAAUGCCAUUUCUAGAGUUGAAAAGCCCUCAACCCAAACUGCUGCACUGGUGAGUAAAGGGCAGUCCCUCCUGUCCUUUUACAGCUGCUUAGUGUGACACAUAGGCACCCCAGGCCGAGCACACACUGAGCUGUGCCCAGUUCUUCAGGAGCCUUCCCGCAGUGUGGCUCCCUGGAUUCUCCCAGUUGGCCUUCUUGGAAGGGGCUGUUGCUGGCCAGCGUUUGGAGGGGAGGAUGAGUGCCUGUCACUGAGGCUCCACCGUGGGUGGCGUCUGAAGCUGGGCAGUCGCCAGGUUUGUGCUGAGAGCCACAGCCCCUGUGUGCACCUAACAUGGGGCGCUCCUGCUGCUGCUUCCCUGGCUCGGUUCUUCGGAGCUCCAGAGCAAGAGGGCUGCUUAGUCCUUUUUCUCUGGGUGACAUCCUAGAAUAACACUAUAGGCAAUGUAGGUCACAACAUUAUAAGACCGAAGGCUUGAUGGAGGGGCUAGAGGUGGCCCUUGUUGUGAAAGUCAAUCAGAACACCUGAGGGAGGAAGGGGUCUGCAGUUUUCCAGGCCCUUCUUGCUGCCAAGGCAGCCGUGGUGCUGUGGACCAGGCUGGGAUUGCUGGUCAGAGGCUGCUUGUGAGCUGGUCACGCCCUGUGUGGGAUAGAAAGGUGGGAGGUGCUCGGGUGGCUGCUGGCCCAGCCUCCAGGAGUUCUGGACAGGAGGCAGACACUGCCCAGAUGCUGGGUGGAGGGACAGCGAUGGCCUUUGACACAUGAGGCGUGGAGAGAGGUUUCAAAGGUCUCAUGGAAGAGUGAUUUCCGGUUUCUCUCCUUUCAGUUAUAUGUGUGGAAAACAGCUGGCCCGGGUUCCAUUAGCAAAUUUAAAUCAUCCUUAGUAUUGAAUUAAGAGACCAGAAUGAUCUUCAGGAUUAGAAGAACUUCUGAAUCUUUGCAGUAGGAAAUGUUUUGAUAUGCAAGUGCUUUUCCAGCCAAACGUCUGUGCUCUCCAUGUCACUGAGGGCCACAGUUUUCUCUGACAUCUGUCACUGUCACUUCACCAGGUAGGCCUUGGAGUCCCAUGGCAAAAUCACUUUUGUCAGACCAAGAAUGAAUGUAUCCUUUACUUUUCUCAAAUGGAAUAAAAUCAUUUCUUCUGUGAAGGAAAAUU
Messenger RNA from Cebus imitator (Panamanian white-faced capuchin), 3021 nucleotides. It is a transcript of the gene LYSMD4, whose product is annotated as LysM domain containing 4. The transcript has 3 exons. The record is from RefSeq and is a predicted model, not a curated record. Bases 418 to 1302 code for a protein of 294 amino acids. Lineage: Eukaryota; Metazoa; Chordata; Mammalia; Primates; Cebidae.